This is a messenger RNA of Hydractinia symbiolongicarpus, 8973 nucleotides long. RefSeq lists its product as uncharacterized. The record is from RefSeq and is a predicted model, not a curated record. The coding region runs from base 50 to 8749 and encodes 2899 amino acids. Lineage: Eukaryota; Metazoa; Cnidaria; Hydrozoa; Anthoathecata; Hydractiniidae. The transcript is spliced from 49 exons. Gene Ontology annotation, molecular function: protein binding; calcium ion binding.
UUUUAGAUGUAAAAAAUAAUGAUUUGAAUUAGAAUAUAAAUUGGCUGUGAUGAUGUAUAUAUCUUUAAUUCUUGUUGUCAUCAAUGUUCUUUUAUCAGUGGCAGCCCUUGAUGCACCUUCACAGUUCAAAAAUGAAGAACAGCAUCAGACAAGCCUCACAUUUACUUGGAAACCUCCAUAUAAAGGAGGCCUUAAAAACAAAACUUCAUUUAGCAUUGAUAACAAUACCUUAUUAAGUAUUGACAAUACCUUGUUAAGUAUUGACAAGUAUUACAUUGAGUGUGCAAGAAGAAAUGACAGAGAAAUUGUGGUGGCAGAGUUUUCGGGAAGUACAACAAGAGGAACAGUUGAUGGACUAGCUGUAUAUAGUAUCUACUCUUGCAAGAUUCAAGCUACAUUAGGAGGGUCCUGGAGUACAUCCAUUACUCAAAGAACAUUAAAAGGAGCUCCAUGCAUGCAACCACUCGGAAUGGAAAAUAGUAUCAUACCUGAUAACAGAUUAACUUUGUCUAAUUUUUCUUUCAUUGGUAUGAAAAUUUCUAAUGCUCGAUUAAACAGUCCAUCCAUGUGGUGCAGUAGAUAUGCUUACGUACAAAUUGAUUUGGGAAGAAUUAUGACAAUUACUGGUCUUGUGAUACAAGGUAAUACGCAAGGGGUGGCAAAUGUGAACAUCAAGUAUGGUAUAACAGAUCCAAAUAAUUUAGUUGACUUGUGGGAAGAAAGGAUAACUGAUAGUAGUAAUAAAAGAAGGAACUUUGCAUAUCCUGGCAACAAAUACACAAAACGGCACUGGUUUUAUCAAAAUGCAUUUACAGCCCAUCAUGUUCGCAUCUACCCAGUUGAGCAAAGCAUAGUUGUGUGUAUGAAAGUUGAAUUAUAUGGAUGUUCAGAGACAUGUUCAUCUUUGAUGAAAUCAGACUUUAAUCCGAAAAUGAAUGGUACCACCACAGUGUUGUCACCAAACUUAUAUUCUUCUAACUCUUGGUGUUCAUCAGCUGGAGAGUUCUUAAGAUAUGAUUUUGGCAUGGAGGUUACAUUGACUGGUAUACUUGUUCAAACUAAUGCAACAAAACCUGUGCAUAAUUUUCAAGUGCGAUUUGGUAAUAAUUUAAAGUCUUUAAGAAUUGUCAAAAGAAGAGCACCUCACAAGACGUUUAUUACGAACAGAGCAAAUAAUUCCAUAAUAACACAUUGGUUUGACACUCCAUUAAUAUGCAGUAUUAUUGAUAUCAUCCCUCAACAAGGUGGAGGAUGUAUGAAGAUUGGUUUUACUGGUUGUUUAACAAGUUGCAUGAAUAAACUUGGACUUGAAAGGAGAAAACCAGGAAUAACUUUAUCUGCUUCUGGUUCGUUUUCAAAUAAUAAUUUGCCAGAUAAAGCUCGAUUGAAUAGUCUUAAAAAUGCCUGGGCAAAAAAAUUUGGUGAUGCAAACAUUUGGCUUCAAGUGUGCUUUAAUGAAACAAAAUACAUUUUUGGAAUUGCUCUGCAAGGUAUUGGUUAUAUAUGGAAUGAUAGAAUUAAAACCUACAAAUUAAAAUAUGGAUAUAAACAUGAUUCUGUCAUUUAUGAUUACAAAAUAAAUAAUAUUAAACAUAUAUUCACAGGGAGCAACAACAGAUACAAAACACAAGUAGCUAUUCUUCCAACUAUGUUAAAAGCAAACUGUGUUAGAUUGCAUGAAAUGGAUUGUAAUAAUAAGAAUGCAAAUGGUGAUCAGGGAUGUGCUGGAAGGUUGGAAAUUAUGGGAUGUAAUGGAGACAAACUUCCUGAUGUUGUUAUGAUGAGGGCAAACAACAGCCUACAAUGUGCUGCAUAUGGGACACAUCCACUUAUACAAUGGAGUUUAAAUGGCGAAGUAGUUACAACUGAUGGAAAUUAUACGAUCACUGAAAUCAGGAAUCACAAUACAAAUGAACUAUAUAAAUCAUUACUCACAUUUAAGAUGGAUAUUGAAGAGUUUUUAUUGAGGUUUGGUGAAUGUGGUAAUCAAGAGAAUGGAAAGUUAAAGUGUGCCAAAGAAUAUGCAUGUGCAUAUCAGUAUAUGUCUAAAAGUACUCUCGUUCCUGUGAAGAAAACGUUUAAUCUUACCUGGUCAUUCCAAGCUCUGAAGAAUUUUUCGGCUACUUUUCAGAAUACAACCUCGAUUAAUUUUUCGUGGAUUCUCAAUGAAAAGAAGUACAUAACAAAAUAUAGAAUUCAAUGUUGCAGACUUAAUUGCAGAGAAAUGAUUGUUACAAAUGUGAUACCAAAUACAAGCACGUCUGCCACUGUUAAUGAAUUGACUCCCUAUACCACUUAUGAAUGCAAGGUGCAAGUUUUUACUGUUUCAAGGGUGAUAUGGAGUAGAUCGAUUAUUGUAAGAACAACAAAAGGAGGUCCAUGCAUGCAGCCACUUGGAAUGGAAACUUAUGUAAUACCUGAUGACAGAUUGAAAACAUCUACUCCUUCUUCAAAUAACAUGAAUGUAUCUUUUGCUCGAUUAAAUAGUGCUUUCAAGUGGAGCAGUAGAAAUGCUUACAUACAGAUUGAUUUGGGAAGAAUAAUGACAAUUACCGGUCUUGCAAUACAAGGUAGUACGCAAGGAGUCACAAAUGUGCGUAUAAAGUAUGGUAUAACAGAUCCGAAUGAUUUAGUUGACUUGUGGGAAGAAAAGAUAAUUGAUUAUAUGAAUAAAAAAAGGAACUUUGCAUAUCCAGGCAGCAAAAACACAAAACGGCAUUGGUUUUAUCAAAAUGCAUUUACAGGUCGUCAUAUUCGCAUCUACCCAGUUGAACAAAGCAAAGUUGUGUGUAUAAAAGUUGAAUUAUAUGGAUGUUCAGAGACAUGUUCCUCUUCUAUGAAAUCAGACUUUAAUCCAAAAAUGAAUGAUACCACCACAGUGUUGUCACCAAACUUAUACUCUUCUAAUUCUUGGUGUUCAUCAGCUGGAGAGUUCUUAAGAUAUGAUUUUGGCAUGGAGGUUACAUUGACUGGUAUAUUUGUUCAAGCCAAUGCAACAAAAGCUGUGCAUAAUUUUCAAGUGCGAUUUGGUAAUAAUUUAAAGUCUUUAAGAAUUGUCACAAGGGGAGCAUCUAACAAGAUGUUUAUUGCGAACAGAGCAAAUAAUUCCAUAAUAACACAUUGGUUUGACAUUCCAUUAAUAUGCAGCAUUAUUGAUAUCAUCCCUCAAUCUAGUGGAGGAUGUAUAAAGAUUGGUUUUACUGGUUGUUUAACAAGUUGCAUGAAUAAACUUGGACUUGAAAGGAGAAAACCAGGAAUAACUUUAUCUGCUUCUGGUUCGUUUUCAAAUAAUAAUUUGCCAGAUAAAGCUCGAUUGAAUAGUCUUAGAAAUGCAUGGGCAAGAAAAGUUGGUGAUCAAACCAUUUGGCUUCAGGUGUGCUUUAAUGAAACAAAAUACAUUUUUGGAGUUGCUCUGCAAGGUCUUGGUUAUGCAUGGAAUGACAGAAUUGAAACCUACAAAAUAAAAUAUGGUUAUAAACAUGAUUCCGUCAUUUAUGAUUACAAAAUAAAUAGUAUCAAACAUGUAUUCAGAGGGAGCAAAAACAGAUACAAAACACAACUAGCUACUCUUCCAACUAUGUUAAAAGCGAAGUGCGUUAGAUUGCAUGAAAUGGAUUGUAAUAAUAAAGUAAAUCGUGAUCAAGGAUGUGGUGGAAGAUUGGAGAUUAUGGGAUGUGAUGGAGAUAAACUUCCUAAUGUUGUGAUAAGGAGAGUAAACAACAGCUUACAAUGUGCAGCAUUUGGUACACAUCCAAAUAUACAAUGGAGUGUGAAUAACAAAAUCAUCACAAAUGAUGGAAAUUAUAUGAUAACCGAGAUGUCGAACAAAAAUGCAACUACAAUAUAUAAAUCGUUUCUAAUUUUUAAAAAUAAUAUUGAUCAGUUUUUGCUGAGAUUUGGCAGAUGUAAUAAACAAGCAAACGGGAAUUUCAAGUGUACUAAAGAAUUUGUGUGUGCAUAUCAUUACAUCUUUCAAAACUCCUCUGUUCCUGUCAAGACAUCUUUUAAUCUCACUUGGUCAUAUCAAGAUUUAGCCGUAAAAAAAUUUUCAGUUAUUUCACAGAAUGCAACUUCAAUUUCUUUUUCAUGGAUACCACUUAAGAAUAUGCACAUAACAAAGUAUGAAAUUCAAUGUUGUCGACAGAAUUGUAGAGAAAUCGUUUUUACGGACAACAUACCAAACACAGCUACGUCUGCUACAGUUUACGAGCUUGCACCCUUUACUACAUACAAGUGCAAGAUGCGGUUUCUUUUAUUAUCACCCAGUACCAGUAGCAAUUGGAGUACUGAAAUUUCAGUUAAGACUUCUCCGGCAGGACCUUGUAUGCAACCCCUGGGAUUUGAGAAUGGGAUUAUCAAUGAUAUUCAAUUCACAUCAUCCAAACCCGAUGGUGGUUUAAAGGCAUCAAAUGCUCGUCUUAACAGUGAUAAAUUUUGGUGUGCAAGUUCAGGCAUAAUUUGGUUAAAGAUUGAUCUUGGUCGACUUAUGACAGUGACUGGGAUGGCAUUACAAGGAUACUCAUUUGCCAUUCAUCAAGUCUGGUUCAAAUACAGUGUAUCUAGUAUGAACAACACUGAAAUAGUAAAAAUGGAUGAUACCUCGAGUGGCACUCGUAGGUCGUAUGAUUAUCCACGAAGCAAAUACACAAGACGAUACUGGUUUAAAAACAAAGAGAUAACAUUACGUUAUAUCGAAUUCCAUUUUGUUGGAGAUAACCAAGCUUGUCUAAAGGUUGAAUUGUAUGGAUGUGCUGAAACUUGUUCAUCUCCUGUCUUUCCUGUGCAAUUGAACCUGCCACAAUCUAAACCAUUUUCACAAAUCUGCAGCAAAAACUUAUCAUACAUCCGUUAUCAUUUUGGGAAAAGGGUUACAUUGACAGGACUUAGGUUAAAUAACAACAAUUUUAGUGAUUUUCACAUUAGAUAUGGGCAGUCACCUAAAAACAUGACUGAAAGAGAGAAAAUUAAGCUAACAAAGUUGUCGCAGCCUAGAAGUGAUGAUUCAGCAUUGAUGUUUUGGUUUGACGAAGAAAUUAUUUGUAAAGUUAUUGAUAUAGUAACAUCGUCAACAAACGUGUGUGGAGAAAUUCAGUUUGUUGGAUGUGAUAAUGGUUGUAUGCACAAACUUGGUAUAGAAGGUAAUUAUGGUGUUACAUUGAGCUCGUCGUCUGUAUAUGCUAAUGGUAGUGUAGAUGCAGCAAAUGGGCCAAAAAAUAGCGGUCUUAAUAACAUGAUUGGAGAUUGGACAAAAUAUGAAAAUAAAGAUCAUCAACCUUGGAUUCAAGUAUGCUUUGAUUCACAUAAACUUAUUAAUGCUGUUGCAAUACAAGGACAAGGAUAUUACAAUGAUGGAAGAGUUUUAUCAUAUUAUAUAUCAUAUGGAUAUCAAGGAAACAGAACUUUAUAUAAUUAUACUUUGAGCAAUAUUGUUACGAUGUCUAGUGGAGCAACAAGUAGAUAUGGUACAGUAGUAAGAAAAUUUCCCGUUCCAAUAUCUGCUAAAUGUGUUCGUUUGCAUCCAACAUCUUGGAACAAACAUGGUUGCAGCAUGCGUUGGGAAUUGCUUGGCUGUCAUAAAGCUACUCAUCCUAAAGUAGAAGUUCUUAAAUCAGUUGCAAUUGUAAAAAACACCAGUAAAUCAAUCAAGUGUUUUGUUGAAGCUCAACCUGGGUUUCAACAGGAGUGGAAUUUUCCUACAGAAGAUUUAUCUGCUUAUCAUAACAUGAAUAUAAAUGGGUCUUCCAAUAACGUCAAUGGUACUUACAUCUCCAACUUACAAAUUCAUCGAAACAUGACUGAUUGGAUUAUUGAAAACAAUAUUUCAUGUGACUUUAGUAAUAUCAGUAACACAACAUGUUAUAUAAAUUAUACUUGUGCUGCAUACUAUCCUGGUGAUUCAACAAACAAGGGACAACAAAUUGUGACAGCAAGUUAUAUUGGUUUUAAUGCAACUGUUAGUCCACCAAAUGUAAAUAUCACAUCGACGAAUACCACAGCUACAAUCUCUGUAUAUUUUGGACAAUUAACUGGCGACUUUCCCACAACUGGGAUUAAAUUAUUGUUUAAGGGAAACACAUCCAUUAUUGGUAGGGCAUCGAAUCAAAUUAUUGACAAACUAACGCCCUAUACGGAUUACGUUGUAACUGUUUCUAGCUACAAUCGGCUGACUGAAUCUACUAGGAAAAAUGUAUCUUUUAAAACUGCUGAAGGAGUUCCAUCAAUACCUCGAAAUGUUACAUUAAUGCCGAAGUCCAAAGAAGAAAUUUUGGUUUCUUGGCUUCAACCUGAACCUGUUGGUGGAGUUAUCAGUAAAUAUGAGAUAAAAUAUAAAGAAAAAUACAAUUUACAAGCUGUUUUAAAUGUUACAAGCAUUUCAGAGAAUAUGUCUUUCACCAUUAAAAACUUAAGUAAUUUCCAAGAAUAUGAAGUUCAGGUUCGAGCUUACACAAAAGAAAACUUUUUUAUUGGACCAUGGAGUGAUGUUGUAGAAACAAAAACACUGGAAGGAGAGCCCACUGAACCACGAAAUAUCAGUGUUCAAAAGAAAUCACCCACUACAAUUUAUUUAAAUUGGGAAGAACCUUAUCAAAUAAAUGGAAUUAUAAAAGUUUAUAAUAUUACACUCAUUGGUCAAAAGACUUACUACAAAAAAUUUGCUCAUGAUGUCUCAGGCCACACCAAUGCUACGUUUUUAACAGUGAAAGAUUUAUAUCCAGGAACAAAUUAUACAAUUCGUAUACAUGCCACCACUGGUGGUGGAGCAGGCCCAUUGUCGAAAAAACAAAAGUUUGAGACUGACUAUGAUAGACCAUAUUCUCCAAGCGUGUCUUUGUUCAAAUAUCCAAUGAUCAAGGAGGUUCUUUCUUUAAGUUCAGUGCAAUCAUAUACAGGUCCUAUCAGUGCAUAUGAAUUUGCUGUUUCAAGAUCAGAAUGCAUUUUAACUAAAGAGAUUAUAACAUUGAAUCCUGAAGAAGUUCCUCAUAACUUUAAUGUGACCAUUUUUAAAGGAAUAGAAAAUCCUACUAUCCAUGAUAAAACUGUACACAUCCCUUUGAUUGGAAAUUUCAUCCUUUGUUUCCGUGCUGUAGUUACAUCAAAGAAUGGUACCAAGUUGUAUGGCAACUUUUCAAGCAAAACUAUAAAACGGAGAGAUCUUUUAAGAAUUGAUAAAAACAAUUCAGCAAGAACACAGGCUUCAAUAACAAUUCAAUUAUCAAAAGGUCCAGACAAUGUUAAGUACUAUCAAAUAAUUGUAACUAAAAGCAGAGAAACAUCACUUGAUCCUCCGAAUGAUUCAUUAAAACCAUAUGGCGAAAACAAUGAAGAUCUUUAUGUUGCGGCAGAAUUUCGUGCUGAACAGUUCAGUGAUUAUUAUAAGUUCAAAUUAGGAGAUGGAAAAGAAUACACUCGAAGAAGGUUAAGACAGAAGAUAGAUUUGACAGACAAGUUCUUCUCAUUUUUGAAUGUGAAACUAAAACCUGGUACUGAGUAUUCAAUAUUACAGAGGGCAUAUUAUCAGGGAGGUUACUAUUCAACUCCUUGGUUCCAUGACAAGACAUCACUUCGAAUCGUUAAAGCAGAUAGAAAUUUGAUGUUGUUACGUGCUGGUAUGGUAGCUGUUUUGACUUGGAAUAUAUACAGAACUGGUAACAUAGACACAAUCAGUUGUACAAAGGAUGGUGUGCUCAUAGCAUUUGGAACAAACAAGGUUUUUUCUCCAAGCAAAAAAUUUGGGGACAGUAUUGUAACACUGUUAAAGCAUGACAGCUAUAACAUAGAAAUAAAGAAUGCAAAAAAUGAAGACACUGGUUUGUACACAUGCACAGUUUUAGAGACAAUACAUUCAAAUUCCCGUAAAUAUAUUGAGAACAUUAAAGUUAUUGUAACAGAUAUACCACGAACUUAUAACAUAUCUACUCAACGUAAUAUUGUGAUUCGCUUUGACUAUAUCAAUGUGUACUUUAAUGGUAAAGUUCUGGAAAAAGAACAUCUAAAGCAAUUAAAAUCAAGUUUUCUUGAAGCCGCCUAUGACAGGGUAAAACUUUUGUUUUUGAACGUCAUGGCAGUGGGAAGUGAUUUAAUUCAAAUGAACAAUUCUGUAACAGGACAAUCCAUUCAGUGUGUCAUUACUCUGAGAAGCUCUGUUCCACUUGACGUAAAAGAGGUUUUAAAAGCUCUUCAUGGAGUUGUGAAGAAGAAUCAGUAUCACCUUUUUCUAAAAAACUCAGUUUUUCAAGCGGAUAUUGUGAAAUCAUCCCUACUUGUGCAUGAUUUUAAUGAGUGUGAACCUUCAGCUACUAAAUACUGUGAUGAUAAUGCUGUAUGUAUGAAUCUACCUGAUUGGCUUUCAUAUGCCUGUUCUUGUUCUAAAGAUUAUCAAGGAAAUGGUUUUACUUGUGUCAGAAAAGUGGAAAAAAGGAAUAGCCAAUCCUAUACCAUCAUAGCUGUUAUCAGUGUCACCAUUAUUUUAUUAAUAAUUAUUGUUGUAUGUAUUGUGAAAUUCAAAAGACUGCAGGAAACGAAGUCUGCAGACAAAUCGCUUCCUGAACCUGUUUACACUGAUCUUCCUUAUGUUACCAAUGCAUCUGUGGUUCAAAAUCCUGUUACUGAUGAAACAUAUGAAGAUGUGAAAGAAUCAAUAGAGUUACAGACACAUUACACUGGUUUAGUACCUACUGAAGAAGAGGUAGCUUACUCUCAAUUGACAUCAAACAAGAAUAAAAAGUCAGAAUAUUAUGUAAACAGUUAACAACAAUUUGUAGUCAUGAUUUUAUAACUCACAAAUUUUUAUUAAAUAAUGUACAGUUUGUACUAUUUUUGUAUCACGAGUCCUGUUUUUUACUUUUUUAAAGAAAAUAUAAUUUUAACAAAUACCAUAUUCAGUAGUUGUAAAUUUUUAUUGAGAAUUUAUAGAGAGAGUUUUUAUUGUUAAGGGUUAUCAUUAUGAUCCUGAAAAUAUUAAAUUUUGUUUUA